This is a messenger RNA of Salvia miltiorrhiza (redroot sage), 1069 nucleotides long. Its product is annotated as phenylcoumaran benzylic ether reductase POP1-like. The record is from RefSeq and is a predicted model, not a curated record. The coding region runs from base 86 to 1012 and encodes 308 amino acids. NCBI's taxonomy places the organism in Eukaryota, Viridiplantae, Streptophyta, Magnoliopsida, Lamiales, Lamiaceae. Gene Ontology annotation, molecular function: oxidoreductase activity. The transcript has 5 exons.
ACCCCACUGCCCCCCUGGCUCCGCCCCUGAUCAUAACCAAACAAAAAAUUCUUCUCCAACUGUCGAUCGCCGGUGAAUCCUUCAAAUGGCCGGAAAGAGUAAAAUUCUGAUCAUCGGAGCAACUGGAUAUAUCGGAAAAUUCAUCGUCGGAGCCGCCGCCGCCGCUGGCCACCCCACUUUCGUCUUAGUCAGAGAGUCCACUCUCUCUAACCCGGAAAAAUCCAACCUAAUCCAAAGCUUCAGAGAUUUCGGGGUCAAUUUCAUACCUGGAGAUAUGUAUGAUCACGAGAGUUUGUUGCGAGCAAUCAAACAAGUUGAUGUGGUGAUAUCAGCCGUUGGAUACGCUCAGUUGAAUGAUCAGGAUAGGAUUUUAGCUGCUAUUAAGGAGACUGGCAAUAUUAAGAGGUUCUUUCCUUCAGAGUUUGGAAAUGAUGUUGACCGCGUCCAUUCUGUUGAACCGGUAACAUCAGUGUUCCAACACAAAGCUCAGUUUCGUCGUGUUGUGGAGGCUGCAGGGGUCCCUUACACCUAUGUCUCGUGCAACUUCUUUGCUGGUGUGUUCAUUAGAUCACUGGCUCAAUUAGGUGCCACUUCUCCUCCAAGAGACAAAGUUGUUAUCCUAGGAGAUGGCAACACGAAAGCUGUUUAUAAUAAGGAAGAAGACGUAGCCACUUACACCAUCAAAGUUGUGGAUGAUCCAAGAACAUCAAAUAAGACCCUCUACAUUAGACCACCUGCAAACACUAUCUCCAUGAAUGACCUAACAACAUUGUGGGAGAAUAAGAUCGGCAAGAAACUCGAACGGAUCUACGUUCCAGAGGAGCAAGUUCUUAAAGACAUUGAAGAAGCUUCAUCCCCUUUAAAUGUCAGAUUAGGCAUAUGCCACUCUGUUUUCGUUAAGGGAGAUCACACCAACUUCGAGAUCGAGCCGUCGUUCGGAGUCGAGGCAUCAGAGCUAUAUCCAGAUGUUAAGUAUGCUAGAGUUGAUGAGAUGCUUGACCAAUAUGUUUGAAAUAACUUCAUGAAUUUGAGUAUUAUGAUGAAUUUUAUCACAUAUACGUUCGCACAA